AUGGCACCGACCCUCGUCUCCUCCCCACCAACCCUCCGCAUAACCCCGGAACCUCUGACGCCGCAAUCCUUCGCCCCCUUCGGCACCGUCAUCACAACCCCUUUCCCACGCGACCUGCUGGGCGCACCCAACAACCUCCCUUCCCUAAAACUUCCUCACCGCGUCCCCGCCACACCCGUAUACGCAAACCAAGGCUCCGCCGUGAAGAUUAGUCCCAUCGCCCCGCUCGCCAAUGGCUACGAGAAUGCGUGCCCCAGCGGGAAAGCAGCGCAGGCGAGACUGAGCAUGUUUGCAUGUUUUCCGAGGAAAUUGAGGAGGGAGAAGCAGCAGGCUGCUGCUCAUCAUACUGCUACUGGGGUCAAUGAUAUUCUUCUGAAUGGAAAAAUCAAAAUCAAUAAAGGGCAACAAGAUGGUGAUGAUGAUGAUGAUGGUCGUGAUGCGGACGCGGAAUUUGAGGGUCCUGUGUUCGACGUGAGGAUUUUGGAGAGACAUCCCUUCACCACGCAGACGUUCAUCCCGCUUGAUCUCUCGAGUCAGAAACGUGUGUUGCGGGACCGUGUCCCCGAUAAGAAGAGCCAUGACUGGAAGGGGUAUGGAGAAGGUGAUGUGGGCAUCACACUCGACGGAUCCGCGGAACAAGACGAAGAGCAGGAAGAGCCUAUCUUCUUAGUCAUUGUCGCGCCGACACUCAAGGGCCAGUCUGCCGCGGCUACUACUUCACCCUCUAAUAAGAAUAUUAAUUCUGUAUCCUCUGAUCCUACCACCAACAUCAUGUCGACGAUUGGUACACUCUCCGACGGCUCCGUGAAUGAAGGAUCGUCCAACUCGAACCGCGUGUUGAUCCGUGAUCCGCCCGAUCUCGAGAAUCUGAGAGCCUUUAUUGCGCGUGGUGGACAGGCGGUCACUUAUGGUCCGGGCACCUGGCAUGCUCCUAUGGUUGUGUUGGGUCCACGACGGGUCGAUUUUGUGGUGGUGCAGUAUGUGAAUGGUGUUAAUGAUGAGGAUUGUCAGGAGGCCGCCUUCAAGGAUGGCAUUGUGGUUGAUUUGAAGUCGCUGACUGAGGAGGAAGAUGAGCUUUGGGAUGAUUUGAAGAAGUUGUCUAAACUUUAA
Molecule: messenger RNA, 1110 nt
Organism: Talaromyces marneffei
Lineage: Eukaryota; Fungi; Ascomycota; Eurotiomycetes; Eurotiales; Trichocomaceae
Exons: 1
Coding region: 1-1110 (369 amino acids)
Biological process (GO): allantoin catabolic process
Molecular function (GO): ureidoglycolate hydrolase activity; ureidoglycolate lyase activity
Source: RefSeq, a predicted model, not a curated record